This is a messenger RNA of Achroia grisella, 1585 nucleotides long. RefSeq lists its product as uncharacterized. The coding region runs from base 486 to 1568 and encodes 360 amino acids. The record is from RefSeq and is a predicted model, not a curated record. Lineage: Eukaryota; Metazoa; Arthropoda; Insecta; Lepidoptera; Pyralidae. Gene Ontology annotation, molecular function: oxidoreductase activity. The transcript has 9 exons.
GCGUUUGACUAUACACGUGCAUUAUACAAUGUAUUUCGUAUUGAAGUCGUAGAAAUAUGUUGAUUAAACACGCAAUAAUAUUAUUAAAAAUACUGGAACUAUAAUUUUGUAGUAUUUAUCAUAAUUAGAGUCGUAUAUUACUAUUUUCACAAGUGACCAUUUCCAGUUCCAUAAAUCAUACUCGGGCGUAUUACACACGAACGUAUAUAUCGAAAGUGGUUGUGUUUGUAAAUAUAAAAUGUAAUUAGAAUAAAUAUCUAGAAUAUCUUAGUCGGUGGGGACAUUAUAAUAUCUAAUAAAUAUUCAAACUUAAUAAUGAUGAAGUUCCAAUGAGAAGUUACAAAAUAAAUAGAGAACUGACUUUAUUAUAAAUUUAUUAUACAAUUACAAUAAUUACAUUUAUACAUCUAUAAAUAAAGUUAGAAGUUACAACGACCAAGGCGAGUAAUUAGUUAAUCUAUAUCUGAUAAUCUCUAAUAUCCAUCAUGGGCAAGGUAGUGACGUCAGAAGUUUUACGAUUCAUGACUGACUGCCUCAAAGCAGUUGGAGCAGCUACGAAAGCGGCAGAACAACAAGCUGAGCUACUUCUCCAAGCUGACCGGAUGGGCCACCCCAGCCAUGGUCUAAACCGACUUGAAUUAUAUGUAAAUGAUAUAAUAAAGGGAGCAUGCCAGCCAAAUAAUAAGCCUAAGGUGCUGAAGCAGAGUGCGUCGACAGCUUGGAUUGACGCCAACAAUGUGCUUGGAGCCACUGCGAGCCAUUUCGGUAUGGACUUGGCCAUCAAGAAGGCCAAAGAAACAGGGGUCGGUUGGGUCACUGUAAAAGGGUCUAAUCACAACGGUAUGGCAGGAUUUUGGGCACAAAAAGCUGCAGAUCAAGGAUUUAUUGGAAUGGCAUUUACAAAUACAUCACCUCUCCUGGCUCCAACGAGAAGUAAACAGCAAGCAUUAGGAACAAAUCCGCUGUCUGUAGUAGCGCCUGCGUCGCAGGGUGAAUCUUUCUACUUGGACAUGGCUACUACGGCUGUUGCUGUAGGAAAGAUUGAAAUGCAGUUGAGGAAAGGAGAACCGUUGCCCAAUGGUUGGGCACAAGGGCCUGAUGGCAAAGAAACCACAGACGCACGCCUGGCAUUCCACACAAGUUGUUUGAUGCCACUCGGCGGCGGAGAAAAGACAUCGGGAUACAAGGGAUUUGGGCUGGCUGCUAUGGUUGAACUGUUCUGUGGAAUAUCUUCUGGUUCUAACUACGGUCAUCAUGUUCGGUCAUGGUCCCACAGCGGGGCAGGCGGUCCCGCCAAUUUGGGUCACUGUUUCGUCGCAAUAGACCCAGGGAAUUUCGCCCCGGGCUUUGGCGAUCGACUUACUGAAAGUAUUCAACACUGGAGGAAGUUAGAACCGACCGACCCCAAAUUGCCAGUCCAAGCUCCAGGAGAUAAAGAGAAAGCGUCAGCAAGAGAAACAGACGCGAGAGGAACAGUGUCGUAUGUGAAGCAACAAAUCGAAUCCAGCGCAACACUCGCCAAACGGCUCCAUGUAAAACCUAUGGAUGUUGUACUAGAAAACCAAUAAAAUUAAUAUAGAAAAAU